CUCGGUUGUGCGGAUCGCGAGUUAAGUCCGUGCGAAGUAGUAGUUUCCCUGCAAAUCCCGUCCAGAGUGCGAUAAUCCUGACUCUCCUAAGGUUGACAGGCUACCCUAGAAUCCCAGAAUGGCGACACCGCGGGAGCAAUUCUUGUUCGGCAGCGACAACGGAGUGGCCGGCCUCGGUCUGGGCAUCGAGAUCGGCGAGGUGACCUCCAGUCGCGUCUAUAACAGCACCACAGUGCCAGUUGGCAACAGUGGCGGAUGGCGGAAUGCCCAGUCCAGUGUUACGCCACCACCCAUACCCACACCGCCGCAGGUGAACUACACCAAUGGGAAUGCGGCCAGCAAGCAGCCGCCACUGGAACCUGUCGUGGAGGAGGAGGUGCACUUCGACACCGAUGCCCUCAACAACCUGCCAGCCCGGGAGCCCGUGGACAUGGAGUUCAAGGAGCUGUCCCUCACCGUCAAAUUGGGCUUCAAUCGAGGAUCCAAGGAAAUCUUGCACAAUGUGUGCGGAAAGUUCCCCGGCAGCCAGCUGAUCGCCAUUAUGGGACCUUCGGGUGCAGGAAAGUCCACUCUGCUGGAUGCCCUGUCAGGUUUCAAGACGACCGGAGUGGAUGGCUCCAUCUUGCUCAAUGGUCGGCGACGUGAUUUGCCUUCCUUCCGUCGGAUGUCCUGCUACAUCACCCAGGAUGAUCGCCUGCAGCCGCUGCUGACGGUGAACGAGAACAUGCAUAUAGCCGCCGAUCUUAAGCUGGGUCAGACCGUCAGCUACGAGGAGAAGGAGAGCAGGAUCGAGGACAUCCUGCUGCUUCUAGGUCUGUACAAUCACGAUCAGACCCUUACGAUGCGCCUGUCCGGUGGUCAGAAGAAGAGGCUAUCCAUUGCCAUGGAGUUGAUCAAUAAUCCCACUGUGAUGUUCCUGGACGAGCCCACGACUGGCUUGGACAGUAGCUCGUGCACAAAGGUCCUGGAGCUGCUCAAGAAGUUGACCAGCCAAGGACGCACCAUUAUCUGCACCAUCCACCAGCCCACGGCCAAGCUGUUCCAGAUCUUCGAUCAGGUCUACGUCCUGUCCGCUGGCAACUGCGUCUACCAGGGCAGCACCCAGAAAUUGGUGCCGUUCCUGCACUCGGUGGAUCUGCCCUGUCCCAUGUACCACAAUCCAGCGGAUUACAUUAUCGAGCUCGCAUGCGGAGAAUAUGGAUACGAUAAAGUCGACACCCUUAAGCUCGCCACCGAGAACGGAAGCUGCCUGACUUGGUUCGAUAAUCCCAGUGCGGUGUUGCGCGCUGAGGUCUUGAUGAGAAAGUAUCCCAUACCUAAGAAAACCAAAAGCCGAUCCCUGGAGGACACCAGCUACUCAAACCAGUGCUCCGUGCUUUUGCGACGGGGUUUCAUCAAAGCCAAACGAGACACGACCAUGACGCACUUGAGGCUCGGAGUCAACAUAGCAGUGGCCGCUCUGUUCGGAGCUAUGUACGAUCACACGGGACGUGAGGGAUCACGAGUACUCGACAACUACAAUCUGCUGUUUGCCAUACUGAUGCACCAUUCCAUGACCACGAUGAUGUUGACUGUUCUGACUUUCCCCAUGGACAUCUCCAUAUUGAUCAAGGAGCACUUCAACCGCUGGUACUCGCUGAAAGCCUAUUACACUGCCAUGACACUCGUGGACCUGCCAAUAUCUAUCAUAAGUUGUUUCUUCUUCACAGUCAUCGUUUAUCUUUGGAGUUAUCAGCCGAUGGAGUGGAUCAGAUUCUUUAUGUUCUUCUCCAUUAGUUUACUGACCGUCUUUGUGGGCCAUAGUUUCGGUUUGAUGAUUGGUGCCUGGUUCGAUGUGGUCAACGGAACGUUCUUGGCCCCAGUGCUAACGAUUCCCAUGAUGAUGUUCGCCGGCUUUGGAGUGACCCUGCGCGAUCUGCCAAGCUACUUAAGGUGGGGCAGUCACAUAUCAUACUUAAGAUAUGGACUUGAGGGCUUCAUAUCAGCCAUUUAUGGCUUGGAUCGAGGUACCUUGGCCUGCGAGGAGGCGCCGUACUGCCAUUACAGGUAUCCAAAGAAAUUCUUAGAGGAAAUCACCAUGAGGGGUGAUCAGUUCUGGAACGAUGUGAUCGCGCUGGGAGUCAUGAUCCUUCUUUUCCGAUUUGUGUCCUACGUGGUGCUGAAGGCCAAGAUCAAGUCGAUUCGAUAGGAGAGUUGGGGGAGACACACCUGUAGCCCAUUCCUUGUAUUAUACAUUAAUUGUUGACCAUUAUGUUUAGUGCUAUUAAUAUUUAAAUAAUAUGUACAAGUACAUAAAACAAUGUUAAAUAAAGCUACGAUUUGUAACUAG
Messenger RNA from Drosophila mauritiana, 2329 nucleotides. RefSeq names its product ATP-binding cassette sub-family G member 4. NCBI's taxonomy places the organism in Eukaryota, Metazoa, Arthropoda, Insecta, Diptera, Drosophilidae. The coding region runs from base 119 to 2188 and encodes 689 amino acids. Gene Ontology annotation, cellular component: plasma membrane. The transcript has 10 exons. The record is from RefSeq and is a predicted model, not a curated record. Gene Ontology annotation, molecular function: ATP binding; ABC-type transporter activity; ATP hydrolysis activity.